ACAAGAAGUCAAUUAAACUUAAAAGCAUGUAGCGUUGGUGAUACACAAAUUAAAUACAAUGUGAAAGCUUGGAAAAUUCAUUGUCUAUGCCGUAUUCUAAGAUGCAAAAACGGAGACUAUCAACGUCAAAAAGGUUCCUUCAACUCUUUAAACUUUCGUAUUUUAUUACAAGCAUCUAAUUUCUAAACUAAAAACAUUAUUUUAUUUUCACGUCAUAAGCAAGCAUCAUGCAUAAUUUUGUAAUUCUAUCUUCAUUUUGGCCACUAGUCACUACUAAUAGCAAAAUAAUAACAAAGUUUCAUUGGUUCAAACAUCAUAUCUUCAUAUAGUUGACUCAUUAGAUUCCAAUCAACAAUUAUAUCAAAAUAAUCUAAAAACAAUUUCUCUUUAUUAAAAAUGAAAACAAAUCUUGAUUAGUAUAAAAAUAGAGAUAUGGUUCUUGUCAGUCUCACAUAAAGAUUCCUAGUCUUAUACUCUGUCUCUCUCUCUCUCUCUCUUUUUCACACUCACACACAAACUAAACCGGAAUGGCCACCGCCGACGAAUUCUCCGACGAAGAUACAUCACCGAUUGAAGAAGUCCGUUUAACGGUAACAAACACCGACGAUCCAACACUACCGGUUUGGACAUUCAGGAUGUGGUUCUUGGGUCUAAUCUCAUGUUCUCUCCUCUCUUUCCUUAACCAAUUCUUCUCGUACCGAACCGAACCGCUCGUAAUCACUCAAAUCACGGUUCAGGUGGCUACACUACCUAUCGGUCAUUUCUUGGCCAAGGUGCUUCCCAAAACCCGGUUUGGGUUACCCGGUUGUGGAUCGGCCCGGUUCUCGCUGAACCCGGGUCCGUUUAACAUGAAAGAGCAUGUUUUGAUAUCGAUAUUUGCGAAUGCGGGUAGUGCUUUCGGAUCCGGGUCGGCUUAUGCGGUUGGUAUCAUCACAAUUAUUAAAGCUUUUUAUGGCCGGAGUAUCUCUUUUAUUGCCGGCUGGCUCCUCAUCAUCACUACACAGGUAUUGGGAUAUGGCUGGGCCGGUUUACUGAGGAAAUAUGUGGUCGAACCGGCUCAUAUGUGGUGGCCUAGCACUCUGGUUCAAGUGUCACUGUUUAGGGCAUUGCAUGAGAAGGACGACCAAAGGAUGACGAGAGCAAAAUUCUUUGUGAUAGCAUUAGUCUGUAGUUUUGGAUGGUACAUAGUCCCUGGCUAUCUCUUCACAACACUCACAAGCAUCUCAUGGGUUUGUUGGGCAUUUCCAAGAUCAGUCACUGCUCAACAGAUUGGUUCUGGAAUGAGAGGUCUUGGUCUUGGAGCCUUUACACUAGACUGGACCGCGGUUGCCUCUUUCUUGUUUAGUCCACUUAUCAGCCCCUUCUUCGCCAUCGCUAAUGUUUUCAUCGGUUAUGUUCUUUUGAUCUACUUCGUCUUGCCUUUAGCCUAUUGGGGAUUUGAUUCUUAUAACGCUACGAGGUUUCCUAUAUUUUCGUCGCAUCUUUUCACAUCGGUUGGUAAUACAUAUGAUAUUCCUGCGAUCGUGAAUGAUAACUUUGAGCUCGAUUUAGCUAAGUAUGAGCAACAAGGAAGGAUUAACUUGAGCAUGUUCUUUGCUCUUACCUAUGGGCUUGGUUUCGCCACCAUUGCUUCUACGCUCACUCAUGUAGCUCUCUUCUAUGGCAAGGAAAUUUCUGAGAGGUUUCGAGUUUCAUACAAAGGCAAGGAAGAUAUACACACUAGGUUAAUGAAGAGAUAUAAAGACAUACCUUCAUGGUGGUUUUACUCAAUGUUGGCUGCGACACUACUUAUCUCUCUUGCAUUAUGUGUUUUCUUGAACGAUGAGGUUCAAAUGCCUUGGUGGGGACUUGUGUUCGCAAGCGCGAUGGCUUUCGUCUUCACACUCCCGAUAAGCAUCAUAACCGCAACAACUAACCAAACACCGGGAUUGAAUAUAAUAACAGAGUACGCAAUGGGACUCAUUUACCCGGGACGACCUAUCGCAAACGUAUGCUUCAAAGUCUAUGGAUACAUGAGUAUGGCACAAGCAGUCUCUUUCUUAAAUGACUUCAAACUUGGUCAUUACAUGAAGAUCCCACCUAGAUCCAUGUUCUUGGUUCAAUUCAUCGGUACAAUUCUUGCCGGAACAAUCAACAUAACGGUCGCAUGGUGGCAGUUAAACUCUAUCAAAAACAUAUGUCAAGAGGAACUUCUACCUCCCAACAGUCCAUGGACAUGUCCGGGUGACCGUGUUUUCUUCGAUGCAUCGGUCAUUUGGGGAUUGGUCGGACCAAAACGGAUUUUUGGUUCUCAGGGAAACUAUGCGGCCAUGAACUGGUUUUUCCUCGGAGGUGCAUUAGGACCAGUCAUAGUGUGGUCAUUGCACAAAGCGUUCCCAAAACGUUCUUGGAUUCCACUUGUAAAUCUCCCUGUUCUUCUAGGAGCAACCGCAAUGAUGCCACCUGCGACCGCGGUGAACUACAACUCGUGGAUAUUGGUGGGGACGAUAUUCAACUUGUUUGUGUUCCGGUACAGGAAAAGUUGGUGGCAGAGGUAUAACUACGUUCUCUCAGCCGCUAUGGAUGCCGGUGUAGCUUUCAUGGCGGUUUUGUUGUACUUCUCGGUGGGGAUGGAGGAAAAGAGUUUGGACUGGUGGGGAACAAGAGGUGAACAUUGUGAUCUAGCUAAAUGUCCAACCGCUAGAGGAGUAAUUGUUGAUGGUUGUCCGGUUAAAUAAUCUUAAAGGAUCCAUUGGUGUGUUUCAACAAUGUAUGAUACACAAAGUAACUAAUUAAGAAUUUCAAAAAAAAAUC
Messenger RNA from Arabidopsis thaliana (thale cress), 2793 nucleotides. RefSeq names its product oligopeptide transporter 4 (gene OPT4). The transcript has 5 exons. Bases 528 to 2717 code for a protein of 729 amino acids. Gene Ontology annotation, molecular function: oligopeptide transmembrane transporter activity. NCBI's taxonomy places the organism in Eukaryota, Viridiplantae, Streptophyta, Magnoliopsida, Brassicales, Brassicaceae. The record is from RefSeq and is marked reviewed. Gene Ontology annotation, cellular component: membrane. Gene Ontology annotation, biological process: oligopeptide transmembrane transport; transmembrane transport.